CUCCGUCCUUGUCUGUUGCCUAUGCCAACACAGAACACUCUAAGUAACUACCACUGCCGCUGAGCAAUCCAAAGCAUAGUUCAAAAAUUAAUCAAGAAUCCUAAAUUCUCGAUUCCCAUUUCCUCAAUUUCGAAGAUGGGUAGGUCUCUCGUCUUCUCUACAAACACCCCACUCAGGUUUUCUCACCUACCCAGGUCGAUUUCACCACUGAAUCACCCAAACCAGAGCCAAGUUCGGAUUUUUAGUGCCAGAAUUGGGCUGUGGAACUCAAAAUCCUUCAGAAAGCUAUGCACAAGAGCUGUGUUAUCAGGGAUUCCCAAUCAGAAACAGUACCAAAAAAUGGGUGCCCAAUCAACUGGACCAAUCCCCCAAAAUCAGCUCAUUGAAGUUGUUGAGACUGCUGCCAAGACCGGCGCUGAAGUUGUGAUGGAUGCUGUUAAUAAGCCUCGUAAUAUAGUGUAUAAAGGACUGACUGACUUGGUGACUGACACAGAUAAAAUGAGUGAGGCUGCUAUUCUAGAAGUAGUAAGAAAGAAUUUUGGAGAUCAUCUCAUACUUGGGGAGGAGGGAGGAAUCAUAGGAGAUACCUCGUCAGAUUAUCUGUGGUGUAUUGAUCCUUUAGAUGGAACAACGAAUUUUGCCCAUUGUUACCCUAGCUUUGCAGUUUCUGUGGGAGUUCUGUAUCGGGGUAGUCCUGCUGCUGCUGCUGUGGUGGAGUUUGUUGGGGGUCCUAUGUGUUGGAAUACCCGUAUAUUUUCUGCCACUGCUGGUGGGGGAGCAUUUUGUAAUGGACAGAAGAUUCAUGUUAGUCAAACUGAUAAGGUUGAGCAAUCUCUUCUAGUCACUGGGUUUGGGUAUGAACAUGAUGAUGCAUGGACUACCAACAUUGAUUUAUUCAAGGAAUUCACCGAUGUUAGUAGGGGUGUAAGAAGGCUUGGUGCUGCAGCAGUGGACAUGUGCCAUGUAGCUCUAGGGAUAGUGGAAGCAUACUGGGAAUAUCGUCUGAAGCCAUGGGAUAUGGCUGCUGGCGUUUUGAUAGUUGAAGAGGCUGGUGGUACAGUUACUUGCAUGGAUGGUGGAAAAUUUUGUGUGUUUGAUAGAUCUGUUUUGGUAUCUAAUGGGGUGCUUCAUUCCAAGCUUUUGGAGAGGAUUGCACCUGCAACAGCGAAACUGAAGAGCAAAGGAAUUGAUUUCUCACUAUGGUUUAAGCCAGAUAAUUACCCCACAGAUCUUUGAAAUUCCCAACAAUUCUUCUUUCAUUUUUCGACCUACCUAGAAGGUGUUUGCAGCAAACAGGUGCUUUUCGUGGUUCCUUACCUUGUUACCUUUUUCUUUAAUGAUCUUAAUAAGCUUGGGUUUAUUUAUGAUUUUAGUUAGUAACUAAAUAUGAUCAUACAUGAGAGAUGUAAGACAUUGAAUAAUAGGUAACUUGGUCCAGACUCAUUGUACACUGAGGUAUUUGUGUUUCUCUUUCUUAUACACGUACAAACCGUUGUUUAAAUAAAAAAUAAUGUUAAAA
This is a messenger RNA of Rubroshorea leprosula, 1519 nucleotides long. NCBI's taxonomy places the organism in Eukaryota, Viridiplantae, Streptophyta, Magnoliopsida, Malvales, Dipterocarpaceae. The record is from the annotation of a GenBank genome assembly.